Messenger RNA from Erigeron canadensis, 1292 nucleotides. Its product is annotated as mitochondrial import receptor subunit TOM40-1-like. Lineage: Eukaryota; Viridiplantae; Streptophyta; Magnoliopsida; Asterales; Asteraceae. The record is from RefSeq and is a predicted model, not a curated record. Gene Ontology annotation, cellular component: mitochondrial outer membrane translocase complex; mitochondrial outer membrane. Gene Ontology annotation, biological process: protein import into mitochondrial matrix. The coding region runs from base 121 to 1050 and encodes 309 amino acids. The transcript has 11 exons. Gene Ontology annotation, molecular function: transmembrane protein transporter activity.
AGGGUUUUUCUUCCCCAUAAAAUCUUUUACAAGAAAGAAGAAACGUAAUAUUGUUCGCCAACCAAAUUUUCUCUUCUACAUUUGAAUCACCACCAAUCAAUCUUUUGCUCCACCUCCACAAUGGCGUCUCUAAUUCCUCCACCACCACCUCCGGCGCCGCCAGCAGAAGCGAUCAAGCCUGAAAAAGUUAAUUACUUGGAUUUACCUUGCCCUAUUCCUUAUGAAGAAAUUCACCGUGAAGCCCUCAUGUCCUUAAAGGCUGAACAUUUUGAGGGGAUGCGCCUUGAUCUCACUAAAGGACUCAAUCAGAAGUUCUCAUUGAGUCACAGUGUUUUGAUGGGACCUAUGGAGGUUCCUUCUCAGUCUGCCGAAACAUUCAAGAUUCCUACUGCACACUAUGACUUUGGUGCUAACUAUAUCGAUCCAAAGUUAAUGUUGAUUGGAAGAGUCAUGACUGACGGUAGGGUUAACGCUAGAGUGAAAUGUGACUUGUCCGAAAAUCUUACUUUGAAGGCCAAUGCUCAGCUUUCAAGUGAGCCUCACAUGUCUAAUGGAAUGGCCAACUUUGACUACAAGGGUACUGACUAUAGGGCUCAAUUGCAAUUAGGAAAUGGUGGGUUAAUUGGCGCUAGUUAUAUUCAGAGUGUGACUCCUCAUCUGAGCUUAGGCGGGGAAGUAUUCUGGGCUGGUCAGCAUCGUAAGUCUGGUCUUGGUUAUGCCGCCCGAUACAACACAGACAAAAUGGUUGCUACAGGACAGAUUGCCAGCACUGGAAUGGUGGCUCUUAGCUAUGUCCAGAAGGUGACUGAAAAGGUUUCUUUGGCAUCUGACUUUAUGUACAAUUACAUGUCAAAAGAUGUGACUGCUAGCUGUGGUUAUGAUUAUAUACUUCGCCAGUGUCGGCUUAGAGGCAGGAUCGACUCAAAUGGCUGUGUGUCUGGUUUUCUUGAAGAACGGUUGAGUUUGGGUCUUAACUUUAUUGUUUCUGCCGAGGUGGACCACAAAAAGAAAGACUACAGGUUUGGUCUUGGAUUGACGAUUGGAGAAUAGAUACAGGGGGAUACCACCGAUGCAAGAACCUACUCAUUGGUUUCAAGUGAGUUAGACAGUCAUUCUUGACUGAUUAUUUUCGCAUCUUACGGACACAUUUAUCAGAGAUUUUUGUAUCCUUUUUGAGCAAAAUUUUUUUGUGACGGAGGUUCCAUCUGCAUUAACAGUUUAGAGCAGCAUUUUGCAGACAUUGAAUUUUGCAGUUUGGAUAUAUAGUAAAUGUAGCUCUGUUUUCAUCGUUC